Leptinotarsa decemlineata (Colorado potato beetle) is the source of this 1918-nucleotide messenger RNA. It is a transcript of the gene LysRS, whose product is annotated as Lysyl-tRNA synthetase. Gene Ontology annotation, biological process: lysyl-tRNA aminoacylation. NCBI's taxonomy places the organism in Eukaryota, Metazoa, Arthropoda, Insecta, Coleoptera, Chrysomelidae. Gene Ontology annotation, cellular component: cytosol; aminoacyl-tRNA synthetase multienzyme complex; mitochondrion. The record is from RefSeq and is a predicted model, not a curated record. Gene Ontology annotation, molecular function: tRNA binding; ATP binding; lysine-tRNA ligase activity.
ACUUCCACACGUCACACGUGCAAUAUUUAUUUCCAUUUGUAUCGAAGGAUUUGCAUAUUUUUUACUGCUAAAAAAAUAUUUAAAUUGUUUGUAACUAAUUAUGGCUGACGCAGGUGGUGAAACUCUAUCAAAAAAGUAAGUUUUUGCCUGCAAGGAUGUAAGGAACCAAUAUAUAAUUCAGUCAAAUGAGAUAACCUAUAAAAUGUUGCAAUCUGUGACUUCAGUGAGGAAACAGUUUUUCUCAACAACAAUAAAACAAUUUGGAAAACAUAGAAGUGAGCUCAAAAGAAGGCUGAAAGCUGAACAGAAAGCUAAAGAAAAAGCAGAAAAAGCAGCAACUAACCCAGUUGAAUCUCUUAAACCAAAAGAAACUAAAAUAUCUCAAGCUGAGGUUAGUCCCAAUGAAUAUUUCAAACUUAGAACUAGUGCAAUUGCAAACCUCAAAGCUCUGGGUGGUGAAAACUCCCCCUACCCUCACAAAUUUCAUGUUUCAAUUUCAUUAGAAGAAUUCAUUGCAAAAUACUCGGCCUUGAAUGAUGGGGAGUCUCUUGAAAAUGAACAUCUAUCUGUUGCGGGUCGAAUACAUGCUAUUAGAGAAUCUAGUUCUAAACUGGUAUUCUAUGAUUUGAGAGGAGAGGGUACUAAAAUACAAGUAAUGGCAACGGCUCGCCAAUAUGCAGAUGAGAGUAAAUUUGUAGAAGACACAGAUAAAAUUAGAAGGGGAGACAUAAUAGGUAUUGAAGGAAUUCCAGCUAAGACAAAGAAAGGAGAACUCUCUAUAAUACCAAAAAAAAUUAAGCUACUAUCCCCCUGUCUUCACAUGUUACCUCAUCUACAUUAUGGACUUAAAGAUAAAGAAACAAGGUUCAGACAAAGGUACUUAGAUUUAAUUUUGAAUAAUCGCGUGCGUAAGAUUUUUGAAGUAAGGGCAAAAAUUAUUGCCUACGUCAGAAGGUUCCUAGAUGAGAUGGGCUUCCUUGAAAUUGAAACUCCUAUGAUGAACAUGAUUGCUGGUGGAGCCACUGCUAAACCUUUCAUCACUCAUCAUAAUGAACUCAAUAUGGAUCUGUAUAUGCGCAUAGCUCCUGAGUUAUACCAUAAAAUAUUGGUUGUUGGAGGUCUAGAUCGAGUUUAUGAAAUUGGAAGACAGUUCCGAAACGAAGGUAUAGAUUUAACUCACAAUCCUGAGUUUACUACUUGUGAGUUUUAUAUGGCUUAUGCUGACUAUAAUGACCUUAUAAGUAUUACUGAAACGAUGGUGUCUGGCAUGGUUCACAGUAUACAUGGCACUUACAAAAUAAAGUACCAUCCCGAGGGUCUCGAAGGGGAAGAAGUUGAAAUCGACUUUACCCCACCCUUCAAACGUAUUCGCAUGAUACCAGCUCUUGAAGAAGCUCUAAAAGUAAAGUUUCCCCCACCGACUGAGUUUUCUUCAGAAGAAACUAACAAGUUCCUAAGCGAUUUAUGUAUAAAGAAUAACGUGGAGUGCCCUGCACCCCGAACGACUGCAAGAUUGCUGGACAAGCUUGUGGGAGAUUUUAUUGAAGAGCAGUGCAUCAAUCCGUCUUUCAUCAUGGAACAUCCUCAAAUCAUGAGCCCUUUGGCCAAAUGGCAUAGGUCAAUCCCUGGAUUAACAGAACGUUUUGAAUUAUUUGUUAUGAAAAAAGAAGUCUGUAAUGCUUAUACGGAGUUGAAUGACCCAGUGGUUCAGAGGCAAAGGUUUGAGCAACAGGCAGCAGAUAAGGCAGCGGGAGAUGAUGAAGCACAGUUGGUCGAUGAAGAUUUCUGCAAGGCUUUGGAGUACGGGCUGCCCCCUACCGCCGGUUGGGGUAUGGGAAUUGAUAGAUUGACGAUGUUUUUAACAGAUAACAAUAAUAUAAAGGUGAGUUAUGGUAUUUGAUGUAUACUUUUGAAUUUU